Messenger RNA from Pelecanus crispus (Dalmatian pelican), 4730 nucleotides. The record is from RefSeq and is a predicted model, not a curated record. NCBI's taxonomy places the organism in Eukaryota, Metazoa, Chordata, Aves, Pelecaniformes, Pelecanidae.
AUGACGUGGCUCUGUGGGGACGAAGAGGCUGUGCCCACCUGUGCAAAGGAGCACUGCAAGGAGGAAACUCUAAAAAUGAGGGAGAAGGGUUUCCUGCAGUACAGAGAUGAGCGAAAUCAGUCAAUCAUUGUCAGUGGGGAAUCUGGAGCCGGAAAGACCGUCUCUGCUAAGUAUGCCAUGAGGUACUUUGCUACGGUCAGUGGAUCCGCCAGUGAAGCCAAUGUUGAGGAGAAAGUCUUGGCCUCCAACCCCAUCAUGGAGUCUAUUGGAAAUGCCAAAACUACAAGGAAUGACAACAGCAGUCGCUUUGGGAAAUACAUUGAAAUUGGUUUUGAUAAGAGGUAUCGAAUCAUUGGUGCUAACAUGAGAACUUACCUCUUGGAAAAAUCAAGAGUGGUGUUUCAGGCAGAAGAGGAGAGAAAUUACCACAUCUUUUACCAACUUUGUGCCUCUGCAGCAUUACCUGAGUUUAAAACUCUACAAUUAGGGAAUGCAAAUUACUUUCACUAUACAAAGCAAGGUGGAAGCCCGGUGAUUGAUGGUGUCGAUGAUGCUAAGGAAAUGCUAAACACCAGGCAGGCCUGCACUUUGUUAGGGAUUAGUGAUUCCUACCAGAUGGGAAUUUUUCGAAUCCUUGCUGGCAUCCUUCACUUGGGCAAUGUGGAGUUUGCAUCUCGGGAUUCUGACAGCUGCACUAUUCCCCCCAAGCAUGAACCCCUCACCAUCUUCUGCGACCUCAUGGGUGUGGAGUAUGAAGAGAUGGCCCACUGGCUUUGCCAUAGAAAGCUUGCAACUGCCACUGAAACCUACAUCAAGCCAAUUUCUAAACUUCAUGCCAUCAAUGCCAGAGAUGCACUUGCCAAACAUAUCUAUGCUAAUCUCUUUAACUGGAUUGUAGAUCAUGUGAACAAAGCCCUUCACGCUACUGUAAAACAGCAUUCUUUCAUUGGAGUGUUGGACAUUUAUGGAUUUGAGACAUUUGAAAUCAACAGCUUUGAACAGUUCUGCAUCAACUAUGCUAACGAAAAGCUGCAGCAGCAGUUCAAUAUGCAUGUCUUUAAGCUGGAACAAGAAGAAUAUAUGAAGGAACAAAUACCAUGGACCUUGAUUGAUUUCUACGACAAUCAGCCUUGCAUCAACCUCAUAGAGGCCAAAAUGGGAAUUCUGGAUCUGUUGGAUGAGGAGUGCAAGAUGCCAAAAGGCUCGGAUGACACUUGGGCCCAAAAACUGUACAAUACUCAUUUGAAUAAAUGUGCCCUCUUUGAAAAACCACGUUUGUCGAAUAAGGCUUUUAUCAUCAAGCACUUUGCUGACAAGGUGGAAUAUCAAUGUGAAGGCUUUUUGGAAAAGAAUAAAGACACAGUUUAUGAAGAACAAAUUAAGGUCCUAAAAUCAAGUAAGAAGUUUAAGCUGCUACCAGAGUUAUUCCAGGAUGAGGAGAAGAUCCUCAGUCCCACAUCAGCAACCCCCUCAGGGCGCAUGCCUUUGUCUCGAACGGCUGUAAAACCAGCCAAGGCCAGACCAGGUCAAGCCAGCAAGGAGCAUAAGAAAACUGUGGGCCAUCAGUUUCGAAACUCUCUUCAUCUGCUGAUGGAAACCCUGAACGCUACAACUCCACACUACGUGCGCUGUAUUAAGCCUAAUGACUUCAAGUUUCCGUUCACAUUUGAUGAAAAGCGGGCAGUGCAGCAGCUGAGAGCUUGUGGUGUCCUGGAGACCAUCCGAAUCAGUGCAGCUGGCUUCCCCUCCAGGUGGACGUACCAAGAGUUCUUCAGCCGUUACCGUGUUCUGAUGAAGCAGAGAGAUGUCCUUAGUGACCGAAAGCAGACAUGUAAAAAUGUCCUGGAGAAGCUGAUUCUGGACAAGGAUAAGUACCAGUUUGGCAAGACAAAAAUAUUUUUCCGUGCUGGUCAAGUAGCCUAUCUGGAAAAAAUAAGGGCAGAUAAGUUGAGAGCUGCCUGUAUCCGCAUCCAAAAGACGAUCCGAGGGUGGCUGAUGCGAAAGAAGUACGUGCGUAUGAGGAAGGCUGCCAUCACCAUUCAGAGAUAUGUCAGAGGCUACCAAGCACGAUGCUAUGCCACGUUCCUGCGGAGAACACGGGCUGCCAUCAUUAUUCAGAAGUUCCAGCGCAUGUAUGUGGUCCGCAAAAGAUACCAAUGCAUGCGAGCUGCUACUAUUGCUCUUCAGGCUCUCUUAAGAGGUUACAUGGCCAGGAACAAGUACCAAAUGAUGCUUCGGGAGCACAAGUCUAUUAUUAUUCAGAAACAUGUAAGAGGUUGGCUGGCUCGAAUGCACUACCGUAGGACCUUGAAGGCAAUUGUUUACUUGCAAUGCUGUUACCGGCGCAUGAUGGCCAAGAGGGAGCUAAAGAAACUUAAGAUAGAGGCCCGGUCUGUAGAACGCUACAAGAAGCUUCACAUUGGCUUGGAGAACAAGAUCAUGCAGCUGCAGCGAAAAAUUGAUGAGCAGAACAAAGAGUACAAAUCUCUUCUGGAGAAGCUGAGCAACCUGGAGAUCACGUACAGUACGGAGACAGAGAAGCUGCGGAGUGAUGUGGAAAGGCUUCGGAUGAGUGAGGAGGAGGCUAAGAAUGCGACCAACCGUGUCCUCAGCCUUCAGGAGGAGAUUGCCAAGCUCCGGAAGGAGCUGCACCAAACUCAGUCUGAGAAGAAGACGAUUGAGGAAUGGGCAGACAAAUACAAACAUGAAACCGAGCAGCUGGUAUCGGAGCUGAAAGAGCAGAACACAUUACUGAAAACAGAAAAGGAGGAGCUGAACCGACGCAUCCAUGACCAGGCGAGGGAAAUAACAGAAACAAUGGAAAAGAAGCUAGUGGAGGAAACAAAACAGCUAGAGCUAGAUCUGAAUGAUGAACGGUUACGGUACCAGAACCUGCUGAAUGAGUUCAGCCGUUUAGAGGAGCGGUAUGAUGAUCUGAAGGAUGAAAUGAACUUAAUGGUGAACAUCCCCAAGCCUGGACACAAAAGAACGGACUCAACUCACAGUAGCAAUGAGUCUGAAUAUACUUUUAGUUCUGAGAUCACAGAAGCAGAGGACUUACCAGUGAGGAUGGAGGAACCAAGUGAGAAAAAGGCACCAUUGGAUAUGUCUCUGUUCCUCAAGCUGCAGAAACGGGUUACAGAGCUGGAGCAAGAAAAGCAAUCCCUGCAGGAUGAACUGGACAGAAAGGAAGAACAGGCUCUCCGUGCUAAAGCCAAGGAGGAGGAAAGGCCUCCAAUAAGAGGUGCAGAGUUGGAGUAUGAGUCGCUCAAGCGUCAAGAACUUGAAUCCGAGAACAAAAAACUGAAGAAUGAGUUGAAUGAACUGCAGAAGGCCCUCACAGAAACACGAUCUCCAGAGGUAACUGCUCCUGGCGCCCCUGCGUAUAGAGUCCUCUUGGAUCAGCUGACUUCAGUAAGUGAAGAGCUUGAAGUACGCAAGGAAGAAGUCCUCAUCCUGAGGUCUCAGCUUGUUAGCCAGAAAGAGGCUAUUCAACCCAAGGAGGAUAAGAAUACCAUGACAGAUUCUACAAUCCUCUUGGAGGAUGUACAAAAGAUGAAAGACAAAGGAGAAAUAGCACAGGCAUAUAUUGGACUGAAGGAAACAAACAGGCUGCUGGAGUCUCAGCUUCAGUCGCAGAAGAAGAGCCACGAGAAUGAACUGGAAUCACUGCGAGGUGAGAUCCAAAGUCUGAAGGAAGAAAACAAUCGCCAGCAGCAGCUCCUAGCACAGAAUCUGCAGCUGCCUCCAGAGGCCCGCAUUGAAGCCAGUCUACAGCAUGAGAUCACCCGGCUGACUAAUGAGAACUUGGAUUUAAUGGAGCAGCUUGAAAAGCAAGACAAAACCGUUCGCAAGUUAAAGAAACAGUUGAAAGUAUUUGCUAAGAAGAUUGGUGAGCUUGAAGUGGGCCAGAUGGAGAACAUAUCGCCUGGACAAAUCAUCGAUGAACCUAUUCGUCCAGUUAACAUUCCACGGAAAGAAAAGGACUUCCAAGGGAUGUUAGAAUAUAAGAAGGAGGAUGAACAAAAACUUGUCAAGAAUCUUAUUUUAGAGCUGAAACCACGGGGGGUAGCCGUCAACCUGAUUCCAGGACUACCAGCAUAUAUUUUGUUCAUGUGUGUACGCCACGCGGAUUACCUUAAUGAUGACCAAAAAGUGCGGUCAUUGUUGACUUCCACUAUCAAUGGCAUCAAAAAAGUGUUGAAGAAAAGAGGUGAUGACUUCGAAACAGUGUCCUUCUGGCUAUCUAACACCUGCCGAUUUUUGCACUGUUUGAAGCAAUAUAGUGGAGAAGAGGGGUUUAUGAAGCAUAAUACACCUCGUCAAAAUGAACACUGCCUCACUAAUUUUGAUUUAGCUGAAUACAGACAAGUACUGAGUGACUUGGCUAUUCAGAUCUACCAACAACUUGUCCGAGUGUUGGAAAACAUUCUGCAACCAAUGAUUGUUUCAGGAAUGCUGGAGCAUGAAACUAUCCAAGGUGUCUCAGGGGUGAAACCAACAGGACUGCGGAAGAGAACAUCCAGCAUUGCUGAUGAAGGAACCUACACUUUGGACUCCAUUAUUCGGCAGCUGAACUCUUUCCAUUCAGUGAUGUGUCAGCAUGGAAUGGAUCCAGAGCUGAUCAAACAGGUUGUCAAGCAGAUGUUCUACAUCAUUGGGGCUGUAACGCUUAAUAAUCUCCUCCUGCGCAAGGACAUGUGCUCGUGGAGCAAAGGAAUGCAGAUAAG